Molecule: messenger RNA, 2835 nt
Organism: Euleptes europaea (tarantolino)
Lineage: Eukaryota; Metazoa; Chordata; Lepidosauria; Squamata; Sphaerodactylidae
Gene: PTPN3
Product: protein tyrosine phosphatase non-receptor type 3
Exons: 27
Coding region: 25-2835 (936 amino acids)
Biological process (GO): protein dephosphorylation
Cellular component (GO): cytoplasm; cytoskeleton; cytoplasmic side of plasma membrane
Molecular function (GO): cytoskeletal protein binding; protein tyrosine phosphatase activity
Source: RefSeq, a predicted model, not a curated record
ACGGAAAGGACGGCAGGGAAUCCAAUGGUGGAGCAAAAGAUAUGGCUCGAAUGUGCUUCUCCGCCAGAAAAAUGUUGUUCAACAAUCGUUAUGAACUCGCGUCUGCGAGCACUAGGUGGAAGAAUAAAUAACAGUCGAGUGUCAGAACUACCAAAAGAACGAGCACGAUCCGAGAUCGUCUGCAAUGUCCACUUUCUGGAUAGCUCAGUGCAAAACUUCAAAGUUAGCAAACAAGAUAUUGGUCAGGUCUUGCUGGAUUUAACCUGUGAUCACUUAGGUGUGUCGGAGAAGGAAUAUUUUGGUUUACAGCACUUUGAAGAAUCAGCAGACUCGCCAAGAUGGCUUGAACCCAGCAAACCUGUUCGAAAACAGCUAAAAGGAGGUUUUCCCUGCAGCCUGCAUUUUCGAGUAAGGUUUUUUAUACCUGAUCCUAAUACACUGCAACAGGAACAAACGAGACAUUUAUUCUUCUUGCAACUGAAGACUGACAUUUUGGAAGGAAGGUUGAUGUGCCCUGUUAAUUCAGCUGUUGUCCUUGCAUCAUAUGCGGUUCAGUCUCAGCUUGGAGACUACAAUUCUUUCAUCCAUCUCCCAGGAUAUCUCUCAGAUUGUCGCUUUGUACCAGAGCAAAAUAAAGAUUUUCUAACCAAAGUAGAAUCAUUACACGAACAACACAGUGGCCUCAAAAAAUCGGAAGCAGAGUCCUGCUACAUCAACAUAGCAAGAACGCUUGAAUUCUAUGGAGUAGAAUUGCACAGUGGUAGAGAUCUGCAUAAUCUGGAUCUGAUGAUCGGAAUUGCUUCAGGAGGUAUUGCUGUAUAUAGAAAACUUAUUUGCACAAGUUUCUAUCCAUGGGUGAACAUAGUAAAAAUUUCUUUCAAACGAAAGAAAUUCUUUAUUCAGCUGCGGCAAAAACAUAGGGAUUCCAGGGAACACAUAAUUGCCUUCAAUAUGUUGAAUUACCGGGCAUGCAAAAACCUCUGGAAAUCUUGUGUAGAGCUUCACACAUUUUUCCAGGCAAAGAAGAUGCUACCUCAUGAAAAGAAGCUACUCUCUCAUUACUGGACGACGGGUUCUCGAACCCCAACAAAAUCUUCGAAUAAUCAGUACUGCAAAAAGGUAAUAGGUGGCAUGAUCUGGAAUCCAGCAAUGAGGAGAUCUUUAUCUGUUGAACACCUAGAGACCAAAAGUCUUCCUUCUUUGUCUCCUCCCGUUACGCCAAACUGGCGAAGUCCUAGACUACGUCAUGAGAUUCGUAAACCACGACACUCAUCUGUAGAUAAUCUUGCAAAUGAGAUUUCUUAUAUAACAGAAACUGAAGAUGUUUUUUACACCUAUAAGGUCUCCCCGACUUCUAAAGACAGUGAUUCAGAGGUGUCCCAGGGCCGCAGCCCAUGGAGAAGAUCAUCAGAACAAGAAUCACCAACGAAAGUUUUGGAAAAAGAUUCAACACAGAAUUCCUUACCCCAGACUCGCAAUGGCACUGGGAAAUUUUCAGGCUCUUAUUCUUUGGAAGGAAAGGAUAAGCAGUCUUCAGAAACAAAUGAAAAUAUUACAAAAGGAAUUUCAGUGGAGGAUUCCAAUCAGUACUACUGUGAUAAGAAUGACAUGAUUGAUGGAGACUUGCUUUUGAUACACAUCCUGCCAGACGAAGAUGGGAAAUUUGGAUUUAAUUUGAAGGGUGGUAUUGAUCAGAAGAUGCCUCUCGUUGUGUCCAGAAUAAUUCCAGGUUCCCCUUCUGAUAAAUGCAUUCCAAAACUGAAUGAAGGAGAUCAAAUAGUGUUAAUCAAUGGCCGAGACAUCUCUGAGCAUACACAUGACCAAGUGGUGAGAUUUAUAAAAGCCAGCAGAGAGCUGCAUACCAGAGAGCUUGUGCUUCUGAUUAGGCGGAAAGUUGUCAGACCGUGCACUGAUAGCAAGUCCGAGGAUGAAGCAUUUCCAGAGCCCAGUCUUCUUGCCUGUUCAGAAUAUGGUGAAACCCUGGAAGAGUCAAUGGAGCAACUGAAAAAAGGACUAGAAAGUGGCACAGUCUUAAUUCAGUUUGAGCAACUUUAUAGAAAGAGACCAGGGUUAGCUGUUACCUAUGCAAAACUACCUCAAAACAUGGACAAAAAUCGGUACAAAGAUGUUUUGCCUUACGAUACCACCCGAGUAAUAUUAAAAGGAAAUGAAGAUUAUAUAAAUGCAAAUUAUGUUAAUAUGGAAAUUCCCCCUGCUGGCCUUGUGAACAAAUACAUUGCCACUCAAGGUCCUCUCGCGCACACCUGUGCCCACUUCUGGCAGGCGGUUUGGGAUCAUAGGUUAUCGCUGAUUAUCAUGUUAACAACCCUCACAGAACGAGGACGGACCAAAUGCCAUCAUUAUUGGCCCAAUCCUCCAGAUAUCAUGGAGUACGGCAACUUCCGUGUCAAGUGUCGAUCUGAAGAUUGCACCAUUGCCUACGUGUUUAGAGAAAUGGUUAUUACAAAUAUUGAAACUGAGGAAGAACACACAGUCACUCAUCUCCAGUACGUGGCUUGGCCGGAUCAUGGCGUUCCGGAUGAUUCCACAGACUUCUUGGAAUUUGUGACCUACAUGAGAACAAAGAGAGUAGACAACGAGCCAGUUCUUGUUCAUUGCAGUGCUGGAAUAGGCCGGACUGGAGUAUUGGUUGCUAUGGAAACAGCUAUGUGCUUAAUUGAAAGAAACCAACCUGUUUAUCCACUGGAUAUUGUACGCAAAAUGCGAGAAUAUCGUGCUAUGAUGGUGCAGACAUCGAGUCAAUACAAAUUUAUCUGCGAAGCUAUUCUUCAUGUUUAUAAAGAAGGACUCGUUGGCCCGCUGGAUACCAGUUAG